ACCCAAUUAGAAAGAAAAUCAGUCAUGUAUAUGACAGAGAACCGGUUUUACGGCAUUCUUACGGCAGGUUUUCAUUUUUCUUUCCGAGGUGGCAGACGCGGAGCAGGAAGAUGUUGUUGAUCACGCUUUUCGUCAGUCUUUUUGCUGUACUUUUCGUGACAUGGUUGAUGGAUUACAUCAGACGAUGGCGAAUGCCCCCCGGCCCGUUUCCCUGGCCUGUCAUUGGAAAUCUUUCCAUGUUCUCCGGCAAGUCCCAUUUGACCUUCAUCGACCUUGCCAAGAAAUAUGGCGACGUUUUCAGCCUGAAGAAGGGCAUGACGGAUGUGGUGGUGCUGAACAGCGUGGAUGCCGUUCGGGAAGCUCUGGUGGAGAAGAGUGUUGCGUUUGCAGGCAGACCUCAUCUGCAAUCUUAUGAAAUAGAAUCGGAGGGCAGGAAAAACAUGGCCUUUACUGACUACAAUCCAGCCUGGAAACAGCACAGCAAACUCAUGAAGAGCGCUCUCAGGGAAUAUGCCUCCGAUAGAAACCUGGAAACCCAAGCCCAUGAAGCGUUUCGUUACAUCAUCGGUGAACUUGAGAAGGUCGAGGGUCAAGCAGUGGAUCUCAAUGCGCACAUCUCCAAUCUGAUCUACAAUAUUGUCUGCCCAGUUGCCUUUGGCGUCAGAUUUGACCUGAAGAGCGAGGAUUUUAAGAAUAUGACAAAAAGGUCCGAAGAAUUGAACAAAAAGCGUCCUCUUGGCGACAUUUACCCUUCCCUUGGAUUCCUGCCUCAUCGAGCAAAGACUGACUUGCAGAAGCUUGCUUGCACUACGGGGAGGUAUUUCAAACGCCAAGUGGACCGUCACCGCGAGGGAUUUAACCCAGAUGAUAUGCGUGACGUCACAGAUCACAUGAUCAAGGCUCAGAAGGAGGCGGAAGAGGAUGGAGCAUACGACAUCAGUGCACUGACAGACACUCAUCUUAGGCAGAUUGUGUAUGACGUCUUUAUGGGCGGAACUGAAACGACGAAACUUGCCCUACUCUGGGCUAUCCCGUCCCUGGCUGCCCACCCGGAGAUACAGGAGAAGGUAGCCGCCGAGCUUCACACUGUAGUCGGACGGGACAGGCUGCCUGGGCUUGGCGACCGCCAUGAUACUCCAUACACGGAGGCGACUGUGAAUGAAGUACUGAGGAUGGGAAUCCCUGAUCCACUGUCCUUACCGCGUGCCACGACUAAAGAUACAUCACUGCGUGGUUACCGUAUUCCGAAGGGCACGGUGGUUGUGCCGAACCUUUGGGCGCUGCACCAUGACCCUGACAUCUGGGGGGAUCCCCACACAUUCCGUCCGGAACGUUUCCUGGAUGAGACUGGCAAGCUGAUACCAAAGCCCUCUCCACAGAAAAUGGGCCUGGCCGAUACUUAUCUCCUGUUGGGAGGACUGGUGCAAAACUUCCACUUCAGCUUUCCGGGAGGUGAGAGGUCACCUGACGCGGAUGCACUUGCCAAAGUGAUCGUGACCUGCCGGAAAUAG
Branchiostoma floridae (Florida lancelet) is the source of this 1511-nucleotide messenger RNA. RefSeq names its product cytochrome P450 2U1-like. Gene Ontology annotation, molecular function: steroid 17-alpha-monooxygenase activity; heme binding; iron ion binding. Gene Ontology annotation, biological process: hormone biosynthetic process; progesterone metabolic process. The record is from RefSeq and is a predicted model, not a curated record. Bases 111 to 1511 code for a protein of 466 amino acids. NCBI's taxonomy places the organism in Eukaryota, Metazoa, Chordata, Leptocardii, Amphioxiformes, Branchiostomatidae. The transcript is spliced from 11 exons.